Salvelinus namaycush (lake trout) is the source of this 939-nucleotide messenger RNA. Its product is annotated as phospholipid phosphatase-related protein type 5-like. NCBI's taxonomy places the organism in Eukaryota, Metazoa, Chordata, Actinopteri, Salmoniformes, Salmonidae. The coding region runs from base 4 to 939 and encodes 311 amino acids. Gene Ontology annotation, molecular function: phosphatidate phosphatase activity. Gene Ontology annotation, biological process: phospholipid dephosphorylation; signal transduction; phospholipid metabolic process. The record is from RefSeq and is a predicted model, not a curated record. The transcript has 6 exons.
AUCAUGCUUUACUUCCAGCUGGUGAUCAUGGCAGGGACUGUCAUGUUGGCUUACUACUUUGAGUACACCGACACUUUCAACGUGCACGUCCAAGGGUUUUUCUGCUAUGACAAUGCAUACACGAAGCCCUACCUUGGACCCGAGGCUUCCAGCGCUGUUCCUCCUGCCAUACUCUAUGCAGUGGUCUGCGGAGUGCCGUCGCUUCUGAUCACAGCGAUAGAGUCGUUGUUGUUUCUGCUCCAGUAUGUGUCAGAGGACCUGGACAAUCGGGAGAAGAUCAUUGUCAUGGGAGACUGCUGUUACCUCAACCCUCUGGUGCGCAGGACCUUCCGCUUCCUGGGUGUGUACGCUUUUGGCCUUUUCUCCACUGACAUAUUUGUGAACGCGGGCCAAGUGGUGACGGGGAACCUGUCCCCCCACUUCCUGACGGUGUGUAAGCCCAACUACACGGCCCUGGGCUGCGUGCAGACCGCCCGCUUCGUCAACCAACAGGGGGCGUGCACGGGCAACGAGGAUGACAUCAUGCACGCCCGCAAAUCCUUCCCCUCCAAAGAGGCGGCGCUCAGUGUCUAUGCCGCACUCUACACAGCGAUGUACAUCACGUUAAAAGUGAAGGCCAAGGGGACCAAGCUGGCCAAGCCACUCCUAUCUCUGGGACUUAUGUGUCUGGCCUUCCUCACAGGAAUCAACAGGGUAGUGGAGUACCGCAACCACUGGUGUGACGUCAUCGCCGGGUUCAUCAUCGGAGGGGCAAUAGCAGUCUUCAUGGUUCUAGGGGUGGUGCAGAACUUCAAAGGGAAGAGCCUGCUGAAUGAGAUCCCGCCGGAGGAGAGUGUGGUCAGCAGUAUUCCUAUGAUGGGCCAGCCCAGGAUCAUGGACAACACAAUGGAGAAGUACAUAGCCUCACAGAAUCCUAUUACUUUUGCCGAGGUUACAUGA